Exophiala aquamarina CBS 119918 is the source of this 1800-nucleotide messenger RNA. RefSeq lists its product as uncharacterized. The transcript is spliced from 4 exons. Bases 1 to 1800 code for a protein of 599 amino acids. Gene Ontology annotation, biological process: transmembrane transport. The record is from RefSeq and is a predicted model, not a curated record. Lineage: Eukaryota; Fungi; Ascomycota; Eurotiomycetes; Chaetothyriales; Herpotrichiellaceae. Gene Ontology annotation, molecular function: transmembrane transporter activity.
AUGGCGAUCUUGGACAGACUCCGUCAUCUUGUUGGCGACAAAGGGCCUCGCGCUAUGCAGGAGGAUCCUAUGGGAGACUGUUCCAACACAAGCCCCAGAGAUAAUAAGGAAGCCGAAACAGGUACAGUUGAUGCAUCAGCUACAGGCAAAAGCAAUGAAGACAUCCCAGCUGAGGAUGCUCAAAUGGGGGUCAAAAAGAUUGAGGCCGUGACUUUGGCCUGGUCAAAGAAAGCGCUGGCAACGAUCCUGAUCCUCAUCUGGCUCCUGACCCUGGUCAACAAUUUCAAAUCCACUAUUGUUCUGAGCUUAACUCCCUUUGCCACAAGUGAUUGGUCGACACACUCCCUCCUAACGGUGAUCGGCAUUGUCUCCAAUACCAUGACAGCAGCGGUCUAUAUCCCGAUGGCAAAGAUGUUGGAUGUCUGGGGCCGUGCUGAAGGAUUCCUUCUCAUGCUCUGCCUGUGUACUCUUGGGGUGGUUCUUAUGGCUGCGUCGGAAAAUCUUUCGACCUACUGCGCUGCUCAGGUCUUUUACUCCGUCGGCUUUGGAGGACUCGCCUACAGUUGGAGUGUGCUCGCCACGGACGUGACGAACCUCAGGAAUCGAGGGUUGGCAUUCGCAUUCACAUCCUCUCCCGCAGUGAUCACAGCAUUUGCUGGGUCAAAAGCUGCCGAGGGCUUCUACAACAAUGUCAGUUGGCAAUGGGGUAUUGGCUGCUGGGCCAUAAUUUUCCCCUGCGUCGGCGUGCCAUUGUACUUGAUUUUGAGGCAAAAUCUGCACAAGGCCGAGAAAAGGGGGCUCAUCGUCCGGGAGAAAAGCGGCCGGACCUGGUCAGAGCAGGCCUUGUAUGUCUUGAAAGAAUUUGACUUGCCAGGUGUGGUCCUGUUCGCCAGUGGUCUGACGGUGUUCCUCUUGCCAUUCACGCUGGCCUCUCAUGCACGCAAUGGUUGGAAUACCGACUACAUUAUUGCAAUGAUCAUCACAGGGUUUGUCAUACUGGUCAUGUUCGUCGUGUACCAAAUUUACCUGGCGCCCAAACCAUUCCUCAAGUCUCGCUUCCUACUGGACCGGACCGUCUUGGGGGCGUGUCUACUGAACAUGACCUAUCAAAUUUCCUACUAUUGCUACGCUAGCUACCUCACGUCUUUUCUCAUGGUGGUUUACAAUUUGACUCUGUCUGAGGCCGGAUAUGUCGCCAACACGUUCAGCGCGGUCGCAUUUGUCUUUCUUUUCAUCACCGGCUACAUCGUCCGAGUUACCGGCAAAUUCAAAUUCAUCCUCUGGUUCUGCGUACCGCUGUACAUCUUCGCCGUUGGCCUGAUGAUCCACUUCCGAGAACCCAACGGAUAUAUUGGCUACAUAGUUAUGUGCGAGAUCUUCUUCUCUGUCGCUGGUUGUGUCUUCAUCCUUCUCUGCCAGCUCGCCGUCCUCGCUACUGUUGAUCAUCAGUACGUUGCAGCGAUUUUGUCACUGUUGUUUGUAUGCGGUACCGCCGGUGGCGCAAUUGGGGAUACGGUUUCGGGAACCAUAUGGACCAACACGUUCAAGAAGGCACUCGAGCGCAACCUGCCUAGAUCCGAGUUGCCGAACCUGAACUCUAUAUACGGCAGCCUGACAGUUCAACUCAGCUACCCGCCGGGAACUCCAGAGCGCCUUGCGAUCCAGCUUUCGUACGGUUAUGCUCAGGUACGCAUGCUCGCUGCGGCUUGCUCCAUCAUGGCUUUGGGUUUCAUAUGGGUGGCUAUGAUCAGGGAUAUAAAUGUCAAGAAGAUGACGCAGACCAAGGGUAACGUGUUGUAA